UACGGAUUGCAAUCGAUUAAGUGCAGUUGCAGCAGCAGCACGGCUUUAAAGGGGAAACAGCAGCAGUGCCUAGGGGAAUUGUUUGUUUCCUUAGAAAAAAACGAAACCGAGUGCACAAUAGUGGUGAAAAGUCGGAAAGGACUCCUCCCGAGAAGAAACGAAGCAGUGUCACGCAGCCAAAAUGUCACCACGCAGAAGUACCGUGUUGGAAUAUCUAUUGCUUGCCUCAUUCAUCACCUCCGCACUGUGCGCCACGACCCGCGGCCAGAUCCGCGUUGUCGGGCUGAAGAACGAGAACAGCUGGUUCACUGGCGAGCUGAGCGUGCUGCAGAAGGUCUACGAUGACUGCCAGGAUAAGCAAGAUUUCACCGGGUGCCUCAAGGGCAAGGCCCUGACCGCCAUCUCCCGCGCUGUCGAUAUGGAAUCGAUCCCACUGCUGGACGGAGUGGCACUGGUUAAGCAGAAGACUGCCGAAAACGCGAGCAUCCCGCUGCUGUCCGACGCCCGCGCCCUGAGCGGCUUCGGUCUCGGAGAACUCGAUGUCUCGAUCCUGUCCAAGCUGAACAAGUUCUUCCAGACCCACUCGCUGCGUGUCGAUAUGCAACAACCAUCCGGAACGGCUGCCCGUGGAAACAAGGGCAACAAGCACCACCGUUACAUCAUCGCCGCCGUCCUGACUGCCAUGGGUAUUGCAGGACCCAUCGGUCUGAAGGUGCUGGCUGCUGUCGCCGGUAAGGCUCUGGUCAUCUCCAAGGUUGCCCUCACCAUCGCUGGUAUCCUGGCGCUGAAGAAAAUCUUCGCCCACGAUCGCCAUGAGGAAACCAGCUUCCAGGUGCACGCUGGACAUGAUAACAGACGAACUGCCUACGUAGUCCGCAACCCAGCCAAGAUGGCCGCCAGCGUCGACCCCUACCGGUACUACUACGAGCAACAGCAACAACAACAGCAGCCACAGCCGUACGGCACCAUGUAAACUCGACCAAACAGAAUCCGCUGAAUCCGGAAAAGUCACCGAAAACGCAGAAAAGCAAACGAGUCCAUUUUGUAAAUUAAUAUUUAUUUUUAACUUAUUACCACCAGCGUUGUUAAAUUAAUUGCUAUAAGUGCCUAUCGACCGAUACUUAUUACGUUACGAAAAAAGGACCAAAAAACAUAAAAGUGGCCACAACUAGCAAAACCCUGCCUCAAUCUGAAGACCUGUGCCCGGACGCGAUUGACCAUCAAUUAAGGGAUGGUCACACGUCGGACAGAUCAGGAAACAGCAUCAGGCAUUGUAAAUUAACCAAAACGAGCAAACUACAGCAUUGAUACCAAAAAUUAGAAAACUCAGACAGAACAGCUUACACUUAAGCAGACAGCGACACAAUACCGAAGACAUACACACCCACAACACACACACAUACAUACAAAAGAAAUAAAACACUAAACCCCUAGGUAAGAUUUCAAGUGUUAGCGGUAAGCGAAUUGACCAGUCGAUUCGAAUUUAUAACGAAGCGACAAUUUGUGCGAGCGCAUGAGAUUUUAACUGGCAGUCAUGGUGUACCUAGUACUGGAAUUUAUGUUUACAUAUUACCUAGGUAAGACGAGGAGACAUUUUUCCCCCCUAUUGAUUGGAGGGAGAAUGGGCGGCUCGUGUUCGCGCGCACCGAUGCGUGUUGAUCAAUAAACGAAACGAUGUAAGCAGAAUCAAG
Aedes albopictus (Asian tiger mosquito) is the source of this 1691-nucleotide messenger RNA. RefSeq lists its product as uncharacterized. Gene Ontology annotation, cellular component: membrane. The coding region runs from base 182 to 973 and encodes 263 amino acids. The transcript has 3 exons. The record is from RefSeq and is a predicted model, not a curated record. Lineage: Eukaryota; Metazoa; Arthropoda; Insecta; Diptera; Culicidae.